This is a messenger RNA of Lacerta agilis (Sand lizard), 635 nucleotides long. It is a transcript of the gene CNIH4, whose product is annotated as cornichon family AMPA receptor auxiliary protein 4. The transcript has 5 exons. The record is from RefSeq and is a predicted model, not a curated record. NCBI's taxonomy places the organism in Eukaryota, Metazoa, Chordata, Lepidosauria, Squamata, Lacertidae. Gene Ontology annotation, cellular component: endoplasmic reticulum membrane; COPII-coated ER to Golgi transport vesicle. Bases 62 to 481 code for a protein of 139 amino acids. Gene Ontology annotation, biological process: endoplasmic reticulum to Golgi vesicle-mediated transport.
GGUGUGGCGAUAUACGGUGGCUGGUGGGGCUCGCGCCGGAGGCGGCACUGUCAGUGGCGGGAUGGAGUCGGUGGUGUUCAUUUUUUCGCUCAUUGAUUGCUGCGCCCUGAUUUUCCUCUCCGUUUAUUUCAUAAUUACACUAUCAGAUUUGGAAUGUGACUACAUUAAUGCUAGAUCUUGCUGCUCAAAACUAAAUAAAUGGGUGAUCCCUGAAUUGAUUGGCCAUACCAUUGUCACUGUAUUAAUGCUUAUUUCACUGCACUGGUUCAUCUUCCUCCUCAAUUUACCUGUAGCAACCUGGAAUAUAUAUAGGUACAUUAUGGUUCCCAGUGGAAACAUGGGAGUAUUUGACCCCACAGAGAUCCAUAAUCGAGGGCAGCUGAAAUCGCACAUGAAGGAAGCCAUGAUUAAGCUUGGCUUUCAUCUCCUUUGUUUUUUCAUGUAUCUUUACAGUAUGAUCUUGGCGCUGAUAAAUGACUGAAGUCGCAGUAGAAGUGUUACAGUUGCCAAAUUCUGAGCUGUCACAGCUUUCAAGCAAACCUAGACCAGUGUCGUCAUUGCAGUAUAUUUUUUCCUCUUUGAACAAAAAAUAUUUUUGCUGUAUUUUUUAACAUAAAAAAUAUUUAAAAAACCAA